CAGCAGCGACAGCAGAAUGGCUCAACAAAGUGAUUUUUUUAAGCGCCUAUUUGGGUUUGAGUCCCCAGAACAUACAGCUCAAAAGGCAGAGUCUCCAACUCUGGAUGAACCGUGGAGGGAACUAGACUGGGGAGAAAAACAGAAGAACCUUAAAUAUGUGCAGGAAUACAAACCAGAACAAGAUGACAUCAGGUACCUCCGGGUCCUCCUUUACGGACCCGUCGGAGCUGGGAAGUCCAGUUUCAUCAACUCUGUCAGUAGCGUCCUCAGAGGUCGGAUGACAAUUCCUGCUUUGGCCAGCGCGACCACGUCUGAUAAAAGCUUCACCAAAAAGUAUGAAACUCAUAAAUUCAAUAAAGGACGAGGAAGAGCAAAGACAUUUUACCCUCUGGUCUUCAACGACUUCAUGGGACUGGAAGAUGGAACCAACAGGGGAGUUCAUGCUGACGACAUCAAACUGGCUUUGGAAGGUCAUCUGAAGGAAGGUUAUGAGUUCAACCAAGUUGCUCCAAUAUCUCAGGAUGACCCAGGCUACAACCCGACCCCCUCUGCUGAUGACAGAGUUCAUGUCCUGGUCUGUGUGAUGUCUGCCAACACUCCACAGAUGAAUUCAUCAGUUCUGGAGAAGAUGAAGAGCGUCAGGGAAACAGCCAGUGACCUGGGAAUUCCUCAAAUGGCCAUGAUGACAUGUAUAGAUGAAGCCUACUGUGAAAUUGACAAAGACUUGAGGACGGUCUACAAGAGCAAGUACCUGAGAAAAAAGAUGAAAGACUUCAGCUCAGCAGUGGGAAUCCCAGUGAACUGCAUCUUUCCUGUGAAGAACUACAGUGAAGAAAUCGACAUGAACGAUGACAUUGAUACUCUGAUCCUGAGCGCUCUGAGGAAAAUGGUCGACUUUGGAGACGACUUCAUUGAGAAGGCAGAGAUGGCUGCAGUGGGGGCUGAGGACAACAACAUGGAGGACAACGGCUCUGCAGGAGAAAAGGAUCACAAAGCAGCAAGUCAGCCAGAAGGGCCCAAACUGGAGACUGCCCUCCAGAUCUACCAACCUGGAAACAGUCACACUGAAACAUCAUCUGCAAUGAUGGACAACUUGGGGAUGGAGCAAGAUGACGGGGAUGAGAGUUCUUCAGAAAAGUCAACAGAAACAUCAUUUGCAAUGAUGGACAACUUGGGUGGGACACAAUCACAAAACGGGAAUUGUGACGAAGGGAUGGAGCAAGAUGACGGGGAUGAGAGUUCUUCAGAAAAGUCAACAGGAAGUAACACUGAUGACCCUUCUACACGGAGUCGUCUGAGAGAUGGUUGGUCUAAUCUGACAGAUAAACUACCUACUCUAGCGAAACUUGAGCAGUCAAAUCAAACCACAAACAGUGAAAGGCUGUCUUUUUCCAGCCAUUUCAAACCUCCAGCCCCCGUGGUGAAGGUUCACUAUAUUUCUACCAGUGAUACGUUUGGUGCUGAUACUGCCAUAAUGAAACAAUUGAAGAACAACUUAAAGUCAUCAGUACAGUUGGAAGAAACAACCAGGAGGAACUGCAGCAUCAUCAUUGUCUUCUGUCCAGUUGGCCUCAAUUAUGAAUCAGAAGUAAAGUCUGCCAUGGAAAAGGAAGCAGUCUCAUCAUCUGGUAAACCAUUCAUUGUGGUUCUGAUGCAUCACACCAGACACCCGGACUAUUCCACUGCAGAAUGUGACGUCUCUGAAGUGCUGAAAAAUGUGUUUUAUGUCCAUGUUUUUUACCAUGAGACUAAACCAGGAUUACUGGAAUGUUCACAAAAUGCCCGAGCAAUCAAGUUAAUUGAAGACGUACUUCUCUCCAAGAAAUAGAGAGCUUCUGCUUUUUAUCAGUUUUGUUUUAAGUACUUUAAUUUAUCGACACCUUUCAGCAGAGACCACAAUUGCAUAUUACCAUUUGAUGAUGGAAUAAAAGAGGGAAAUCUAAAUCUAAAAUUACUGAUCUUCUGACUGUAAACAGCAUUUUUUUUUCUUCCAGUUAUCUUCAAUUCUGUGUUUUCUGAAUGCUUAGUUCUGACAGAAUGUAUUAUAUAGCGAACUACAAGUUUGUUCUGAUUCUGCGGAGGUUUAAGGCCAAAACUAAUCGGCAAAUACAAGAACAGAAGAUAAACAGGAAAUGUUCAUCAACUUCAUGCUGUUAUCCUGCAGUCAGCUUCCUGUUUGCUGGAUGAACUUCCUGUGAUGUAAUCCUACUCCUCUGCUCAAACCCUUUCCUACCGAAGGUUCCAAUGUUUUCCUCAACCUCAAAUUGAGAAACUUUAAAUGUUAUGCAGCUAUGAAAAAUAAACAGUGCAAAUGAACGUUGUAGAAAUGUAACAUAUAAAUGUUCUACCGGAUUAAGAUGGUGAAUCUUAAUCCGUAUCUUGUAUUAAUUUUCAUUACAGAUGUUGCUAUUUGAACAUAUCAUCAAUAAGUGUCAUGUUUAAUGUUCAUUGGUUUGAUUUCUACACCUUCACUGUAAGACAAAAAUAUUGCUGAAUAAAACAGAAGAAUUUACUGUUUCAUUUAUUUUCAUUUGUGUCUGUUUUCAGUACUCUAAUGUUCCACAUGUGAUAGACAGGAAGGUGAGCGGCACAGACUGUUUUGUUGCCGCCUGUGAUUUCACUUGUGAUGGAAAAAUUACAAUAAGGUCACAUCUGCUAGUCAUGUUAUAUGAAUGCUUGUGAACUCUCACCAAAAGAAC
Messenger RNA from Xiphophorus maculatus (southern platyfish), 2699 nucleotides. Its product is annotated as interferon-induced protein 44-like. Lineage: Eukaryota; Metazoa; Chordata; Actinopteri; Cyprinodontiformes; Poeciliidae. The record is from RefSeq and is a predicted model, not a curated record. Bases 17 to 1828 code for a protein of 603 amino acids. The transcript is spliced from 18 exons.